UUUUUUAUCAGCAAGAGAGGAGCAAACAAGGCGGGAUGCAACCCCCAAGGGAUAUUACUCAAAAUCGAACUUUAAGCUGUAGGAUAGGGGAUGAUGCUGCAGUUUGCUUCGACGCUACUGUGCCCAGCCGGACGGCAUGUUUGGGGCGAAGUACAUACAGUAAGCUGUAGUGUUGAAAGUAAAGUACCUUCCUUGCCUGCUCGCGAUGGGUCUGCUGGGCUAACCUUGCGCGGCGCAUGGUGAUAUCUGC
Pyricularia grisea is the source of this 250-nucleotide messenger RNA. RefSeq lists its product as uncharacterized. The transcript has 2 exons. The coding region runs from base 91 to 243 and encodes 50 amino acids. The record is from RefSeq and is a predicted model, not a curated record. NCBI's taxonomy places the organism in Eukaryota, Fungi, Ascomycota, Sordariomycetes, Magnaporthales, Pyriculariaceae.